AGCAUCAAUCAAUUCCCGUCACCGAGCAAAGAUGCAACUCAAUCUUGGAGCGAUUUUUCUGGCCCUGCUGGGAGUGAUGGCCACGAUGGCUCCAUCGGUGCUGUCAGAGCCUCAUCGUCACCAGGGACCCAUUUUCGAUACGAGGCCGUCGCCCUUCAAUCCCAACCAACCCAGACAGAGACCGGGAGUGUAUUGAAGAGUCCAAUGUCCUGAUGUCGUUAACACAUUGACUAAGUUGAUACAAUUAAAGCAGAACUGAACAUCAAA
Drosophila takahashii is the source of this 267-nucleotide messenger RNA. RefSeq names its product Metchnikowin (gene Mtk). The record is from RefSeq and is a predicted model, not a curated record. Gene Ontology annotation, biological process: antifungal humoral response; antibacterial humoral response. Lineage: Eukaryota; Metazoa; Arthropoda; Insecta; Diptera; Drosophilidae.